UAGAUGGCAUGAGAUGGAAUGGAGGAGGUGCCGGAAACAGGAGCGGUAUUCACGUUCGGUAAGAGCAGGUUCGGAGACGACAACGCCAACAAGUUUUGGGUAAAGAAUGACCCAGUUGUUGCAGUCGCUUGCGGGGAUGAACACACUGCUGUAGUCACGUCAACAGGGCGAUCGUACACGUUUGGUAGCAACCAGUGGGGUCAGCUAGCGUUGGGACAUACCCGACAAACGAAUAAACCAAGUUUUGUAAAAAGCUUGAAAGGAAAGCAAGUGGCUCAUGUAGCCUGUGGGAGGACUCACACCUUGAUCGCCACCAAGAGUGAGGUGUACGGAUGUGGUGGAAAUGGGGAACAUCAGGUUAACGAGUCUACAGAUGACGAAGUACUGACCCCCUUCCUCCUGCCUACUCUCUCUGGUAUUCUAGUAAAACGUCUCUCUUGUGGUGUGGAACACUCCCUGGUGCUGGGGCACUGUGGAGAUGUGUAUUUGUGGGGAGGUGGUUCAGAGGGACAGUUAGGGAUGGGGGCUAAUGUUUCCGAGCUUCUUAAACCUACUGUGUUGCAGAAAUCCUUGUUCCAGUUCACAGACGAGAAGAUAAAGGAUGCCUCAUGUGGGUACUACCACACCGGCCUGGUCACACAGUCUGGUAAAGUGUUCACCUUCGGAGAGAACGACAACGGAAAGUUAGGACUCGGAGAAGAUGCUGAUGAUACUUAUCAUGUCCCUCAGCCGGUGUUCCUAGUUGACGUAGCAGAGCGGAUAUGUUGCGGUAACACGUGCACAGCUGUGAUGACGUCAUCAGGGGGACUGUACAUGUGUGGGGAUGGACAGAGGGGUCAGCUGGGUUUCGCUCCUAACACUCUCACUAAGUGUGUCUACACUCUUACCAAGGUGCCAUGCCCCCCGAUAGUAGACAUAUCAGUAGGAGAGGGGCACACAGCAGUUGUAUCUAAAUCAGGGCACCUUUACACGUUUGGUGACGGUAGACAUGGUAAACUGUGUCACGGCGACAAUAACUUUGCAACACUACAUAGCCCCUACUUGGUGGAAUCGUUCAGUACGAUAGCAACAGUUCAGACAGUAGCGUGUGGAGGAUGUCACACCAUGGUUAUCGCUAAAGCUGGUCGUCCGUUUCAAGACGAUAAGAAAGUAUCUACUGCCCGGUCGAAACGGCACGGCAAAGGGGCUAGAUUAAAUGACUCACGGGAGCCACCCUCACUUCCGGCUAUCAAACAUGGCGACGACAACAAAGAGAACAACCUUAACAACAUUCAGAUCGUGCAGGAAAACGUCAAAACUCUUGAGAGCGCGCUGAAUGAGAGUCCUAAGAAGAUAGUCAAUCUGGAUAAAGGCGAGAAAAAGGAAACUGUAGAGAAAGCAGAAGUUGAUAAAACCCCAAGCAUAGACGAGAAAAAUAAGAAAAAAUUCGACAAGGAAAAGGAAGACGAAGGAAAGAAGAAAGUUGAAGAAAAGAAGAAAGUGGAUGAAAAGAAGAAAGUGGAAGAAAAAAAGAAUUUAUCGGAUAAGAAGAUCGUUGAAGAAGAUUCGGGCAGUGAAACAGAUGAACCGGGCGCCACUAGCGAUGUUACAGACUCAGAGGCAGAUUCAGAGUUAGAGGAGGAGGAGGACGAUAGAACAGCAGGGAGCGGAGGAGGAGGAGGUUUUAUGGAUAAUAUCAUGAGUAUAGAUCAGCUGGAACCUGCUGGCAGUGCAGAGGAGAGUGUUAAACCUAGCAGUGUGAUCCAAGUCAAGAGCUCGGAGGUGAAGCAGUCAAAAUCUGAACCUUUAACCAAGGAAACGGUUACCAAGGAAACGGAUGCAAACAAGAAACCAGAGUCCGCCAGAAAGAAGGAAGUUGCUUCUAAAAUAACUGAUCAGCCUAUUGUUGAGGAGUCAUCCGAGUAUGAAACUGAAACUGACGAAGAAGGGGAGUACGAGGACGAAACAGAAGAUGAGACAGAAGAUGAAAAAGUAGACAAGAAGGAAGAACCCGUGAAGACGUUGGUGGGAGAGAUGCCAUCUGAGAAGAAGAAGAAGAAGGACGACGAGAUAACAAAGGAUGAACCGACCACUUCCGGGACUAACCCUAAGCCAGCAGAAGAACCGGCUCCGUCAAAAUCCCAAAAAGAGCCGAGCAAGUUCAUGUUUUGGAAGAAAAAGCCUAAAAAAGAAGAAAAACCGGUGAUCCCUGCAACCCCUGGAACUCAGAAUAGCUCCAAAGCUUGUGUAAUUUUGUAGUUUGAUCCGUAAAGCUCAAUGUUAAUAAUUAAUAAAUAAUAUUAUGUUAAUGUCAGACAUUUUAGGAAACUGUUUAGUAGUUAAGUAAACUGGCUUUGUUAUAUGCGAUAAUGCAGUGAUUUGUUUGCGUCCUGUGCUGUGCGUGUACAUUUACAAAAGAACGUGCUAUGCGUGUACAAGAGCGCGCGGUACUUCAGAUUUUAACUAGUUUUUACAUGAAACCAUAUAUCAGAUAAUUUAUUUUUGGAUGAAGUGUGUAUAAAGCUGUACAGUAUUAUAGUAAAUUAUUCGUUACAUAAUUUUUAACGUUGGUUACAUAAUACUUUAUUGUCAUAUUGAUUUAAAGCAUAGUAAUGUUUCAUAGGUAUACGUGUGAAGCGGGCUUUGCACCAGAAGUAAUUAGUACAAUUAGUAUUACUACGGGCACAUUCCACAUUAAUUAGUAUUUUAGUAACUUUACCACCCCUGGGUAUGGACUAUGGAGUUUAGAUUGUUAAUGUUGUUUUCAAUCUUGCUUAUGUCAGAUUUGAAUAAAACAGUCAUAUUGCACCUUUGAAUAAUAAUUCAUGUAUUUAAAAUCAAUCAAAAGUAGGAGCAGGUUAACAAUCUGUAAUUUUACGGUAUGAAUUAAAAGUAUGUCAAAUAUAAAAUAAUUUAAUUACCGUUACACUGACUAUAUAAUAAUAAAACUUGUGAUUGAUUAUCUGAGUCUUCGUUAACGAUAAAAAAUGCCACCACCUACUUCAAGUUCAAGUGCAUAUUUAAAGGGGAGACGGAUCUUAAUGAUUAUUAACUUAAAAACCACAUUUAUAUUUGGAGUUGAACUAAAUAUCAGCUAUCCUGAAUCAAAGUUAACAAGACUAUUUACUAUAGUACAAAAAUGAUAUUUUUUAGUUAGUUGAAGAUGUAAUAAACCAUAAAUUGGCGGUUUACAAUAAGUCUAAACUUCUGUUAUAUUAGUAUGACUAUGUACAUAGUUAAUUAAAUUUAAAUGGUGUAGGGCGUAGGCAAUAUGGUAAUCUAAGAUUUAACUUCUGUAUAAAGAAUUAAAUAUAAACUGCUGAAUUCAAUUGUAACAUGAUUC
This is a messenger RNA of Bolinopsis microptera, 3322 nucleotides long. RefSeq names its product X-linked retinitis pigmentosa GTPase regulator-like. The transcript is spliced from 13 exons. The record is from RefSeq and is a predicted model, not a curated record. Bases 19 to 2238 code for a protein of 739 amino acids. Lineage: Eukaryota; Metazoa; Ctenophora; Tentaculata; Lobata; Bolinopsidae.